AUGGGUGACUUUAUCGACAGCAAGCUCGAUUUGAGCACUAUAAAACCCUCAUUCUCGACCUCAUCUGAACCCGAGAGCCCUCGAUCCAAGUCUCUUAUCGAAGCACUUUCGCUAGAGCUUCACAUUGAAGGCGGCUACUUCCGCCAGACGGAUGCAGACCCUACGACAAUCCCCUCAACCUACUCAUCCAAACCGCUUUCAGAUCAAACACUUGCUCUUACUGGUGGUACUCGUGAGGGUUAUAGUACCAACACACGUCGUCUCUCAACCACAAUAUUUUACCUUCUCACACCACGUCAAUCAAAGGGGAACUUUCAUCGUAACCGCAGCCGAGUCAUUCACACUCUGCACCGUGGAAGGGGUCGUUAUGUUCUCAUCUAUCCUGACGGUCGCAUCGAAUCAUUUGUUGUCGGAAACGCGGUUGAGCGAGGUGAGCGCUUGCAAUGGAUUGUCGAGGGUGACGUCUGGAAGGCAAGCUAUCUGCUACCCAACGAAUCGAACCCAAGUCAUGAAACGGAUGGAACAGAGACCGAUGGUCUUCUAAUAUCAGAAACGGUGGUCCCCGGAUUUGAGUACGAAGACCACGCGUUUCUAACCCACCAAGGCAUCAAGGAGUUGUUAAAGGAGGAGCAAGUUCGCGAACUGGAGUGGCUCGUGAGAAAGUCCGAGUAA
This is a messenger RNA of Fusarium pseudograminearum CS3096, 672 nucleotides long. RefSeq lists its product as uncharacterized. The coding region runs from base 1 to 672 and encodes 223 amino acids. Lineage: Eukaryota; Fungi; Ascomycota; Sordariomycetes; Hypocreales; Nectriaceae. The record is from RefSeq and is a predicted model, not a curated record. Gene Ontology annotation, cellular component: intracellular anatomical structure. The transcript has a single exon.